GUACCCCGGCAUAGGUUAUAUAUCCACACGUGCGAGUACGCACCGCAGGGAGAUAUCUUAGUUUAAGAAAAGUAGUAAUAAUCUCACCAUGUUGACUGCAUCUCGAAUAACAGUACAAAGUUUGAAAAAUGGAGUUAACCAGAUACCUUCCAGAACGCUAACAAACAUCAAUAAGCAUAUACCUGCAGCUUGCAGCAGAAAUAGAAAUGACCCAGUGCAGAAAAGAUACAUGUCUGACAAGGUCAAAGGUCAUGUCAUUGGCAUUGACUUGGGCACCACCAAUUCCUGUGUGUCCAUCAUGGAAGGCAAGCAGGCUAAGGUGCUGGAGAAUUCUGAAGGUGCAAGGACCACCCCAUCUGUAGUUGCCUUUACAAAAGAAGGGGAAAGACUUGUUGGCAUGCCCGCUAGACGUCAGGCUGUCACCAAUGCCCAGAACACUUUUUAUGCCACUAAAAGGUUAAUUGGUAGAAGAUUUGAAGAUAAAGAGGUGCAGAAAGACAUAGAUGCAAUGCCCUUCAAAAUUGUUCGAUCAUCAAAUGGUGAUGCAUGGUUAGAGUCCAAUGGCAAAAUGUACUCUCCAAGCCAGAUUGGGGCAUUUGUUCUCAUAAAGAUGAAGGAAACUGCAGAGAAUUACCUGGGUCAGAAGGUGAAAAAUGCUGUUGUAACUGUUCCAGCCUAUUUCAACGAUUCACAGAGACAGGCAACAAAAGAUGCAGGACAGAUUGCAGGACUUGAUGUGCUGAGAGUGAUCAAUGAACCAACUGCUGCUGCUCUGGCCUAUGGCCUUGACAAAACUGAUGACAAAAUCAUUGCAGUGUAUGAUCUUGGUGGCGGGACCUUUGAUAUCUCCGUGUUGGAGAUCCAGAAGGGAGUGUUUGAAGUGAAGUCAACAAAUGGAGACACACAUUUGGGAGGAGAAGACUUUGACAACACCCUGCUCAAAUAUUUGGUAGCAGAAUUCAAGAAAGAGCAAGGCAUUGAUCUGACCAAGGAUGUAAUGGCCCUACAGAGACUUAGGGAAGCAGCAGAGAAAGCCAAGGUUGAAUUGUCCUCGUCAUUGCAGACUGACAUUAACCUGCCUUAUCUAACCAUGGAUGCCAGCGGACCUAAACACAUGAACCUGAAGCUGACCCGCUCCAAGCUGGAGCAGUUGGUGGAUGACCUGGUCAAGAAGACUGUUGGACCCAGUCAGAAGGCUUUGCAGGACGCGGACUGCAAGAAGAGUGACAUUGGUGAAGUGCUGUUGGUUGGAGGAAUGACCAGGAUGCCCAAGGUUCAGACAACGGUGCAGGAGCUGUUUGGCCGUGUGCCCAGCAAGUCUGUCAACCCAGAUGAAGCUGUAGCCAUAGGAGCUGCCAUUCAGGGAGGCGUAUUAGCUGGAGACGUGACAGAUGUCUUGCUGCUGGACGUCACACCACUGUCACUUGGUAUUGAAACUCUGGGAGGCGUGUUCACCAAACUCAUUACCAGGAAUACUACCAUUCCCACCAAGAAAUCACAGGUUUUCUCUACAGCUGCAGAUGGCCAGACUCAAGUUGACAUCAAAGUUUACCAGGGUGAGCGCGAAAUGGCUGCAAACAACAAAUUACUAGGACAAUUUAUGCUGGUUGGUAUCCCUCCGGCCCCUCGCGGAGUUCCACAGAUUGAGGUGACCUUUGACAUUGAUGCUAAUGGCAUUGUGAACGUAUCAGCUAAAGACAAAGGAACUGGCAGAGAACAACAGAUUGUAAUCCAGUCUUCGGGUGGUCUUAGUAAAGAUGAAAUUGAGAACAUGGUUAAGAAUGCUGAGAAAUAUGCCGAAGAGGAUACAAAGAGAAAGGAAAUCGUGGAAGCCAUCAAUCACGCAGAGUCCAUAGCACAUGACACAGAAAGCAAGAUGGACGAGUUCAAAGAUCAACUACCAACUGAAGAGUACGACAAGCUGAAGGAGGCCAUUGCAGAUGUGCGCCAGGUCAUAGCCAACAAAGAUAAUGAAACUCCAGAAACCAUUCGUCAGAAGUAUUCUGAUCUACAGCAGAAGUCUUUGAAGGCCUUUGAGGCUGCUUAUAAUAAGAAGAUGAGUGAGAAUGCCCAGCAAGACCAGUCCAGUUCAGAAUCCUCUCAAGAACAAAGUGAAGAUAAGAAAGAGGACAAGAAUUAAACCAACACGAGGAGCAUUAUUCUUAGCAGACCACAUAUUGACAUAACGCAAAGGCAUUUUAAAAGUUAAACAAUGCAUAAAACUGAUUUAUUAUUUAAUUUUGUGCAGAAACACCAGUUGUAACAGGAAAGAAAUAAGUGUUGCCCUGAGAAGUCUGGAGGUGGAAGUAGUAUGUAUAUUUUGUCAUAAAUUUAACAUCGAUGACUCGACACAUGGGCUGGAAUAGUCGUCUGGCAUCUUAUUGAAUGUGGCAUGUUUUUCACAAAGUCUCAUAACCUCCUUCCGGACUACAUUGGGAUGGACUUCGUUAUUGUGAUUAGUUUAAAGAUCACCUGAUCAAACCAAAUUAUAUGAAUGAAAGCAGUGCAUAAGUAUAUUAAUAGUUGUGGGUUCAUAGUUUACAUAUGAAUAGUAAUCAUUGCGAGGACUUAGCAUUUUGUAAAUAGUUGUCAUGUACAGGUAGGUGUUCGUUAAAUCACUUGAAGUAAUGAAGUUGGUUUGGUUACCUUUUAUUUUGGAAAAAUUGUAUAUUAAUAAAGUUAAUAUUGGGUGUUGUGAUUACCAAGAGAAAAAAAGGUAACAAUUUGUUGCACAUACAUAAUUUGAAUGGAAGCUACAUUGCGCCAGUAUUCCAAUAUAUUUCUUUAGUUCUGGUCAAUGCAUGUCAUCUUUGUUACCAGUAUAACGAUAUUUAAGAAACCGGAAUGUACAUGAAUAGACUUAAAUCUUGCAUUUAGCUCCUUUGGCUGUUACUUGCACUUGGAUUUUUUUCAUGCAAGCAAUUCAAAUAAAUCUUUAUUUAUCAA
Lingula anatina is the source of this 2946-nucleotide messenger RNA. Its product is annotated as stress-70 protein, mitochondrial. Lineage: Eukaryota; Metazoa; Brachiopoda; Lingulata; Lingulida; Lingulidae. The record is from RefSeq and is a predicted model, not a curated record. Gene Ontology annotation, biological process: protein folding. Gene Ontology annotation, molecular function: ATP binding; ATP-dependent protein folding chaperone.